Molecule: messenger RNA, 2585 nt
Organism: Lolium rigidum
Lineage: Eukaryota; Viridiplantae; Streptophyta; Magnoliopsida; Poales; Poaceae
Exons: 4
Coding region: 219-1406 (395 amino acids)
Biological process (GO): regulation of transcription by RNA polymerase II
Cellular component (GO): SAGA complex
Molecular function (GO): transcription coactivator activity
Source: RefSeq, a predicted model, not a curated record
CGCGCGGGGUGCCUGCCUGGCUGGAGAUCGCUUCCUGCAACAACCCCUGCCUCCCCUCCUCCUCCGCGUCCGGCGGAACGCGCGCGCGUGCGCGAGCCAAGUAAUUUUUGGUGAGUGGGCUGCAUAUCAAGAGGGAUUAGAGGAAGAUAACAAUAUCCUCUGGAGACCUGUAGACAUUCUGGUUCAACUGUAUUUACAUGGAAUCUCCUUCCUAAGAGAUGCCGUCGUCUAAGCCAUUGUCGGUGCCACUGGCACCAAGCCUGCAACCAUUACCAUCAUCUGCAGUACGACAGAAGAGUCGUAUUGACCUUUGUGAGAUCAAGUCCAAGAUUGCUAAGACGAUUGGGCCAGACCGAGCAAAGAAGUACUUUCAACAUCUGGAGAGGUUCUUAUCAUCAAAAUUGAGCAAAAAUGAGUUCGAUAAGCUCUGUCUUGUGGCACUUGGUCGUGAGAACCUCCCGUUGCACAACCACCUCAUUCGUUCUAUUCUUCUCAAUGCCUGUGCAGCAAGUGGGCCACCAGCUAUUAGUGCGCCUAAGAUAGCUGGGGAUAUCUCCAGUUCAGAACACAUACUGCCCCCCCCUGUCUGGAGUGGUGACUCUUUGAGCAAGCAUGUCAAAGACAAACACUCAUUGAGCAGAAGUGUAAAUGCAUCAACACAACAUUCAUCUCUGACUUCUGUCGAGACUAUUAGUAGGGAGAAUGGCGCUUCAAAUUUGAUUGGUCUGAAGAGACAUACACACAUUCAGCAAAGUGAGCAUGUGGAAUCACUUAUCAAGCGAUCAUGUGUGAGUAAGGCACCAUUAGAUUUCCAUGUCUCUCUGCAUAGCAAUGGACCUUCUGCUAUUGAUGCUAGAGAAACUUUGGGAGAAGAAACUUUACGACGUGCCCAAGUUCCGUUGCAAGCUCCGAUUGGGAUUCAGUUUGGCGCUGCUAAUUUGUGUCAGACCCGAAAACCUUCAGCCCUUGCUUCUGUUAGUUCAGAUGAUAGCUCUGUUAGUUGUUAUGACCAUGGUGAACUAUGUGAUACUUUGUCACUGAGGAAGAAAAUGGAAAAAGCGGCACAAGAUGAAGGAUUGGAAGGGGUCUCGAUAGAGUGUGCUGAUUUGUUGAAUAAUGGAGUUGAUGUUUUUCUGAAGCAAUUGAUUGGAUCUUGUGUUGAGCUUGUUGGAGCAAGAUCUCAACAUGGUAAACUAAGCCAUGCGGCAUUGAAGCAGCAGUUGUCCCGUAAGCUAAUAAAUGGUGUAUCACUGCAAAAUCAUGCCCAUGUGCAGGGUGGCAUUAUACCUCCAGGCACUACUAACUCGGUCACAAUACAAGACUUGAAGGCAGUGUCAGAGCUAAACCCUCGUCUGCUUGGGGUUAAUUCAUCUGGGCUACUUGAAAAGAUCAAUUCACAUGACUAAUUGGAUUGAGGGAGUUGGGUUUUUUUUCACAUUUCAAGAUUGUACCAACUUGAUGCUGUCUCUUGCAGUCUUGCUUCAUGGCCGCUGUAUUCAGGUCAUAACUUGCUCGUGGGUGCUGGAACCUGGAGAAGGCAGACAGACUUUCUAGUUUGUGCAGUAUGCUGAUAAUACUGUAUCUAAUCUUCUGGGGAAUAUUUUGAAAUAAUUAAAGUUCUGCUUAUCUUCUAGAAGGCCUACAGAACUGUGCAGUAGACCCAUCCAUUGUCUGCAUCUAAGCACCAGUAAAACGUCACAAGUACACAGAACUAUGGUGCAGGGCUCCAAACGAAUUGAGGAGCCAUGACUCUUGGACUUGUUGCUUCCACCACCGAAGACGGUUUUGCGGGGCUCAGGCGGCUGUUCCUCGCCAUCAUCAUCUUCUUCAAAUUGUCUUAUAUUCUCGAGUCCAACCAGGAUUCCUUCAUAGCUAGGCUUUGGCAAAAGGAUAAUCAGUGUCAGAAGCCACGCUUCCAGGAGGUCAUGCUGAUGUCACCAAAUCUGUAAAUGGGCUACCUCCAGAAUCUGCUGAAGUAUUUCUACUGCGAAUGACACGAAGUCUGUAUGGAGCAAAAUUUGGUUGCAAUUUCCUUUGAGCUCGUUGCUUUGGUCAGAAAAGAAGUGGCGGGCCUCUUUUCUCCAGGGUACAGAUUAUGGGUUUUUGGUCUGUUUACUCUCCUGACCUGGCAGGUGCCCAAAAAAAUUGCCAUCUUGCUGCCCCCUAAUCGCGAAACUGUAUCUGUCGGCAUUCACAUACAGAAGAAAUGCAGUAAGACUCUCAAACAUUACUGACCUUGUAAGCAUCCAAAGAGCUGUACAAUGAAUGUAACAUGUGUGAUUGUUGUAAAAAAUAAGAAAUGUAACAUGUGUAGCAUCACCCAAGAUACAGUUUCACUAGGAAAUCAUCAGUGUAACAUGUAUAGCAUCACUCGAGAUCGCUUUCAGUACUCUACAUGUGGUAGGAAAUCUAAUCAGAUGUUUUCACGAGGAAGCUCAGAAGAAGAACAUAGUUUCCCCAGGUUAUCUUUGGUCCUGCAGCUCUGAAUUUAAGCUUUCUCGGCCUACUUCCUGUUUUGAUAAUGUUUUGGUUGGAUAAUAGAUGUUGGACUAACUGACAAACCAUUUUUUCGGAGUAUUGCAGUA